This is a messenger RNA of Microthlaspi erraticum, 240 nucleotides long. Lineage: Eukaryota; Viridiplantae; Streptophyta; Magnoliopsida; Brassicales; Brassicaceae. The record is from the annotation of a GenBank genome assembly.
AUGAGUGCUCUGGAGACCGGACCUACGGUUCGAGCCCAAGAGUGCAGAGACGAUCUGAGCAAUAUGCAAGUGUGUGCGCCGCUGGUUCUGCCUGGUGCAGUCAAUCCGGCCCCGAACUCCGAUUGCUGCGUUGCCCUCCAAUCAACUAACAAAAGUUGUCUAUGUAACGCUCUUCGAGCAGCCACCACACUCACCUCUCUUUGUAACCUCCCCGCUUUCGAUUGUGGUAUACGUGCUUAG